AUGGCCAGCUCAAGCAGAGGCCAAGUGAUCAAGCGUGCCGAUCCGUCCACCAUCCAUGACAAGUUCCUAGUCGGCUACCAGGGCUGGUUCACCUGCCAUGGGGAUGGAGAGCCCGUCGGUCCUGGCCACCAUGGUUGGCUUCACUGGUUCACAUACCCGGUUCCAGACGGCGGCCGCCCUAAUACAGACCUUUGGCCGGACGUCUCGGACUACACUCCCUCUGAGCUCUUCCCGGCCCCAGGCCUCAAGUGCGCGAACGGCGAGCAGGCCUUCCUCUUCUCCUCCCGCCACCCGAAGACCGUGCAGCGUCACUUCAACAUGAUGGCGAUGCACGGCGUAGACGGGGCGUUCCUGCAACGGUUCGUAGGUCAAUGCGACGUCGAUUCAGGCAACGAGGGUAUCCGCAAGAGGAGGCCAAACUCACCCCGCUAA
Messenger RNA from Epithele typhae, 432 nucleotides. RefSeq lists its product as uncharacterized. Lineage: Eukaryota; Fungi; Basidiomycota; Agaricomycetes; Polyporales; Epitheliaceae. The coding region runs from base 1 to 432 and encodes 143 amino acids. The record is from RefSeq and is a predicted model, not a curated record. The transcript has a single exon.